AAAAGAAAAAGACCGCACGUCACGUGACCACUCCUGACUCCCAGCCCCAUCAUUUGAGGAAUAACGGCCUCCAUAUAUCCUAUAUAUGUUUUUCUAAACAGCAAAUUCCUCCUUUCAGCAGCGCGUAUUAUCGGAGGGAGGAAAAAGAAUCAUAGGAUGCAAUUUAAAGGAAAAGGAGGAUUAUAGCAUUAUUCUUGGAUUGUAAACGAGAGUUUUAGUUCUGACGGCCGCUCAGAUUGAAGUUUCUGCAUCUGAUUUGAAAGUGGAGGAAAACACUUAACAGUGAUCAUGGCUGAAAACAACUUCCCUCCCUUGCCAAGAUUCAUCCCCCUCAAGCCAUGUUUUUACCAGGACUUUAAUGAAAUCCCAGAACAACGGCGCUCCGUGUGCAAGAGGCUCUACUACCUCUGGAUCUUGAACUCUGCCACGCUAGCCGUUAACCUGAUUGGCUGCCUGGCCUGGAUGUGUGGAGGUGGAGGAGCUACCAACUUUGGCAUGGCCUUCCUGUGGCUCAUACUCUUCACCCCAUGUUCCUACGUGUGCUGGUUCAGGCCCAUCUACAAGGCAUUUAAGACCGACAGCUCUUUCAACUUCAUGGCUUUCUUUUUCGUCUUCAUGGCUCAGGUGGUGAUAAGUAUCAUCCAGAGUGUUGGCAUCCCAGGUUGGGGGGUCUGCGGCUGGCUGGCCACCAUCACCUUCUUUAGCACCAACAUCGGCUCAGCUGUCGUGAUGCUGAUUCCCACCAUCAUGUUCACUGCCGUGGCUGUGCUCUCGUUCGUCGCCCUUACUAAGGUCCACAACUUCUACCGUGGCAGCGGUGGGAGUCUGGGUAAAGCCCAGGAGGAGUGGGCCACGGGGGCCUGGAAGAACCCACACGUCCAGCAGGCCGCCCAGCAGGCGGCCAUGGGAGCUGCACAGGGAGCCAUGCAGCAGAACCAGUACUCAGCGGCUCCCACCUACAACUACGAUGACCCAAUGUAGGACAGACGGGCCAGCCGGAGGAGCGGAGAGGGAGAGCUAAAAAGAGAACAAUUAUGAACACAACUAAGAAUUAGGUGCCCUUCAUUUUAACGCAGGACAGGAUCAUUUUUAGGUAGAAAAAUGUAGGGAAAAAGGAGUCAGAAACGUACUUUUAAGCAAAUUUAAAAGUUUUAGAAAGUUCACUCUUAGAUCAACAAAUUGCUGUUAUUGUUUUGCUGCUCAGCAUGUGUGUUGAUUUCCUCCAGUCUGAUAUGGCUUUAAGAAAUCCCCUGAGGCGUUUAUUUUAUUCAUUCAGGUCCCAUCAUGUGUUGCAGCACUCAUACUCGCAAAUUGA
This is a messenger RNA of Poecilia latipinna (sailfin molly), 1315 nucleotides long. It is a transcript of the gene scamp5a, whose product is annotated as secretory carrier membrane protein 5a. Gene Ontology annotation, biological process: protein transport. The transcript has 7 exons. Bases 289 to 981 code for a protein of 230 amino acids. Gene Ontology annotation, cellular component: recycling endosome membrane; trans-Golgi network membrane. NCBI's taxonomy places the organism in Eukaryota, Metazoa, Chordata, Actinopteri, Cyprinodontiformes, Poeciliidae. The record is from RefSeq and is a predicted model, not a curated record.